Zonotrichia albicollis (white-throated sparrow) is the source of this 1068-nucleotide messenger RNA. NCBI's taxonomy places the organism in Eukaryota, Metazoa, Chordata, Aves, Passeriformes, Passerellidae. The record is from RefSeq and is a predicted model, not a curated record.
CAGCAGUGAGGCUGCGGCUUCCUCGCUGCCUCCUCCUCCAUGAGGUGGCAGGAAUGGGGUGAUAAUGGUGGGGAGGACAGGGACGGAUGUGCCGUGCCAUGCUGUGCCGUGCCGUGCCAGGCUGCGGCUGCCUACGUGCCAGCAGGCUGGACAUGCGACCUGCACUGGGCCGGUGCCCAAAGCCAGAGGGAAGUGGGAUGGAAGAAGUGGAAAGAGGAACACGGUGGCACGCAGGGACAAGGCAAGGGGACAGCUCUGUCCCCCAGUAUCCCCUCUGCCAUCUGGGCUGGGCCCACGUUUGGUGUUCCUGGGAAGCCAUCGGGCACAGUGCUGCUCCUGACACUAGAGGAAGGGACCAGGAGAAUUCCCAGAGAAUUCCCGUGUUGGGAGGGAUCAUAUGGAGCACAGAGGGCUCUGACACCCACCUCCAGGCAAGGAGCCAGUGUGGCUGCCUGUCCCAUCUGGAGCUCCGUGGCCAUGUUGGCUGAGCUCAUCUGUGCCAGCAGGGCAGAGCUCCCCAGGACCCCACUGCUCACCAUAGGACAUCCAAUGGGGACCCCCACAGGCAGGGAUGCUCUGGCUGGGAGAUGAUCCCCAUCCCCAUCCCCUGUGCCCUGACCCUGCUGUGUCCCACAGGGUCCCUGGAUGCCACGGGGCAGGAUGGGCACCACGGCCGUGCUGCUGGCCCUGCUCCCCACGGCCACCGCUCAGCCCACGGCGCCCCCGGGCUGUGGCCACGGCCUCUCCUCCCUCUACUACAACCUCUGUGACCUCUCGGUGGGCUGGGGCAUCGGCGUGGAAGCAGUGGCCAGCCUGGGCGUAGUGACCACCUUCGUGCUCACCAUCGUGCUGGUGGCCAGCCUGCCCUUUGUGCAGGACCACCACAAGAAGAGCCUGGUGGCCACGCAGGUCUUCUUCCUUCUGGGCACCUUCGGCCUCUUCUGCCUGACCUUCGACUUCAUCGUGGGGCCGGAUUUCUCCACCUGCACCUCCCGCCGCUUCCUCUUCGGCGUCCUCUUCGCCAUCUGCUUCUCCUGCCUGCUGGCCCACGCCGUGGCCCUCAACUUC